Puccinia triticina is the source of this 1182-nucleotide messenger RNA. RefSeq lists its product as uncharacterized. The record is from RefSeq and is a predicted model, not a curated record. Lineage: Eukaryota; Fungi; Basidiomycota; Pucciniomycetes; Pucciniales; Pucciniaceae. The transcript is spliced from 2 exons. The coding region runs from base 1 to 1182 and encodes 393 amino acids.
AUGAAUCCGGAACAUCAGCGGAUAUGGGAACAAGGAGAUUCGGUUAUCCAAAGGUUUCAAAGGAUGGCUACCAAGUACGAUGGGGCUGCCGAUCGACGCUAUGAGUACGAGUCUCGUGAAGGAAAUCCCGUCAAGUUCACAAACGACAAGCUGACCCGGAACGAAGAAGUUUUGGACCGCCUGCAGUCAAACCUCCUGCCUAUGUUACAGUUCCAAACCAUCAAUUUAUUCGAAUCACUAAACCCAUUGGGCUUGCAGCAAGAACCAGAGUCGAAAAUCCAGCUCAUCUCUCAGAACCAAUUAAACGUCGAAACACAUGUAGAUGAGCUAAGAAAUUGGUUCGAUGAGGUCUGUUCAGGACACUUGGCUAGAGCGUACCCAUCUAACGACUAUCACUAUCAGCGAUCAAAAUUCUUCCGGCUUUCUAGCUUGAAGGGAUAUAUUCUUGAGGCCUCUCAAGACAUUGGUCGAAGCUGUCGGAUAGCCUAUGAUAUCCUCAACCGGGCGAAACGUUCGACACAACCACCUAGCCAGCAGACGAAUAAAAUGUAUCAUCAGGGAAUAUUGCUAGCCGAGAAAGCAAACAGAUCGUUCCAGGCGGCUAUCGAAUGCAUCAAAGGAUCUGAAUUAGAUGUCGCUGAGAAGAGAUGGCAAUCAAGUUUGGUGAGUAUCGACGACAGCUUGCGGAACAUCAUCGGUUUAGUCACGCCUUUAACGAACUCUAGUCCAAGGCAAAAUUUGAUCCAAGAAUCAGUCACCGACCUCGCUAAAUCAGCAAUAAUAUUGAUCAAGGUCCACAAGGUCUUCUUUGCCAAGUUCUUCUCUAAAAGUGGAGCGAUCAGGAUAAAUAUUCCAUGUUAUACGGAAAUGUCUUCGGAUCAAAUCGCAUCUAUAGUCCGAUCGGUUGAAGGUGUUGCUAAGGAGCUCCUAGGACUCGUUGGACACUUGAAAGGGACUGGCAGGUUUGGCGACUACAUCACUAACAAAUUGCGUGCAACACCCUCCACUCUGCAAGCUCGUUUCAAUCCUCCUAUGGACCUCCUACUCCUCUAUCUCAUUCCUUUGAUUCCCGAUACCGCCACUCAAGAUGAUUACAGAGAGUGGUUGCUUACUUGGAGCACUCAGCGCCACUUAUCCUCCGAGAACUACCUCAAACAUUUGGCUGACCUCGCGAGUAGCUGA